AUGGACGGCACCAAUGGGAUUCCCAUUAAUCGUGCGCGGCGGAGCAGCUCUCGCGGCCAUGGCUCCUCGAGGGCUAGGAGGGGCAGUUUCACUCCAAUGUACCGGAGGGACUCGAAUGUGUCGACCUCGAGCUUCCUCGAUGAGGUGGAAAUGGCACAGGAUGAGAUGUUCUCAGGGCCAAUGGGCGAAAGUGUUCCUACCAGUGUCACCUCCUUCGCUCAUCGUCGCGGCCGGGCGGAUUCGACCGCAAGCUUUACAUACGACCCGGGCGAAGAGGAGCAGCAGGUAUUGCUUCCACCAGAAGACGAGAGUGCCAUACAGGAUGACGAAUCCGAGAUAGAUUUUGGAGACGAAGAUUCUAUCGACCUAGAAGCUGGCGAGCUUCGACUUCUUCGAAGCGAUAGUAUGAGGACGGAGGGUAGCAAUUUUGGGCCAGGAAAACGCAUAAGCCAAAAGAUUUAUGUCGCCAAUGAAGAUCUGACUAUUGUGGUGGCUGCGUUCCGGACAUCUACACUAGGGUUUGCUAUUUACACAAUAAUAUGUGUAUUAACACUUGGGCUUGGCUACCUUUUGUUGCGCUGGUUGCCUCGGUGGCAGAAUCAAUGGGGAGAGUUUGUUAUCCAAGAUGUGGAUUCAAAAGAGUAUGGACAGCCCUUGUCAACUGUCUUUGGCUCCGCGGAAAAGCGGUUUGCUCUUCAAUACGAUGAGGAUUACGACCCGAUUCUAGAAGAUCUGCGAAUACUUGAUUAUCGAUAUAUGCGAUUUUCAUUUCAUCCUCUAAAAGAUAAAUUCGUACUCUCUAAUAGUUGGAAAGAUCCAACGUGGACCAAUGUCAGGUCGAUUCGUGUCGGAAUAACUGGGGACGAGAAAGAUAAUCGUGAACUUGUAUUUGGAAAAAACUUGAUUGAUAUCAAGGAGAAGACCAUCCCCCAGCUCCUUGUUGACGAGGCAUUCCAUCCGUUUUACGUUUUCCAGAUUGCCAGUCUCACGCUCUGGUCUAUUGACGCAUAUUACUACUACGCUGCUUGCAUCUUCCUCAUCUCUGUUGUGAGCAUCACUACUACCCUCAUCGAAACUCGUGCGACGAUGAGAAGGCUUCGGGAGAUCUCUAGGUUUGAGUGUGACGUGCGUGUUCUUCGAAACUCCUUCUGGCGCUAUAUUCCAUCGAGUGAACUCGUACCAGGAGAUAUAUAUGAAGUCACCGAUCCUGCCCUAACCCACGCUCCUUGCGACAGCUUGCUACUCGCCGGGGAUUGUAUCGUCAAUGAGAGCAUGUUGACCGGCGAGUCUGUGCCUGUAUCCAAGGUACCAGCAACCGAUCAAUCGCUACGGCGACUCAACUUAGCUACCUCUUCAGUUACACCUGAGGUGGCACGACAUUUUCUCUUUUGUGGAACUAAGAUAGUUCGCGCAAGACGGCCGCAGGAUGAUAAAGCUGAUGAAGCAGUCGCCCUCGCUAUGGUUGUGAGGACGGGAUUUAACACAACUAAAGGCGCUUUAGUCCGAUCGAUGCUCUUCCCGAAACCCUCUGGCUUCAAAUUUUACAGAGACUCCUUCCGGUACAUAUCUGUGAUGGGAGGAGUUGCUAUGUUGGGCUUCGUUGUCUCGGUCGUCAACUUUGUACGGUUGAAUCUGGCGUUCCAUUUGAUAAUUGUUCGGGCGCUGGAUCUGAUCACCAUCGUAGUCCCACCGGCAUUGCCGGCUACAUUGACAAUUGGCACUAAUUUUGCCCUCUCGCGCUUGAGAAAGAAGCAAAUAUUUUGCAUCAGCCCUCAGCGUGUCAAUGUAGGGGGCAAAAUAGACAUUAUGUGCUUCGAUAAAACCGGGACACUGACUGAGGAUGGUCUGGAUGUCCUUGGUGUGCGUGUGGCACAGAAGCCAUCUACCCGCUUCAGUGAUAUCCUUGCUGAUGCUAUUUCUCUCCUUCCUCGUGCGGGAUAUGAGCGCGAUCCUUCAGUCCAGUACGAUUUUCACAAGGCUAUCCUUUAUACCAUGGCUACUUGUCACUCAUUGCGGGCUAUGGAUGGCGAGCUAGUGGGAGAUCCACUGGACCUUAAAAUGUUUGAUUUUACGGGAUGGUCGUUUGAGGAAGGGGAGCAGAGGUCCGGCGAUGCUGAGGACGAGGAGCAAGGGGGUAUUUCCCCAUCAAUCGCACGGCCUCCUGCUGGUAUGGAAUAUGACCUAGAUGAUGAGGACAAAAACAGUACAACCCACUCGCCUAUUGAACUCGGUAUCUUAAAGUCGUACGAUUUUGUUUCCCAGCUCCGACGAGCAAGCGUGAUUGUUCGGAAAUUCGGAACGCCGGGUUGCGAUGUGUAUGUUAAAGGAGCACCGGAAUGCAUGAAAGAGAUAUGCAAACCUGAAAGCUUCCCAAGUGACUACGAAGAACUCCUCGCCCACUACACCCAUAGGGGGUUCCGGGUCAUUGCUUGCGCAACCAAGCAUAUCAAAAAGCUAAAUUGGGUGAAGGUUCAGAAGAUGAAACGACAAGAAGCGGAAUCUGGUUUAGACUUCAUAGGAUUUAUUAUCUUUGAAAACAAGUUGAAGCCAACCACAACUGGGGUCUUGGACGAACUGUCAGAGGCUGAGAUUAGAAAGGUAAUGUGUACUGGGGAUAAUAUCCUGACCGCCAUUAGCGUUGCUAGAGAGUGCAAUCUCAUAGAUAAGACUGCACAUUGCUUUGUGCCCCAUUUCUCCGAAGGCAAUUAUCAAGAUCCCGAAGCUCGUCUCUCGUGGGAAAGUAUAGACAACAGCAUUUACACGCUUGAUGAGCAUACGCUUACACCAUUACCACCACCUGCGGAAGACGACGCUUCUCUGCCUUACGAAAUUUCUAACCUGAGGAAUUACUCACUAGCCGUAACCGGCGACGUGUUCCGUUGGCUAAUCGAUUUUGCUCCGUCAGAUGUAGUUAAUAGGAUGCUUGCUUGCGGCCAGGUAUUCGCUCGGAUGUCCCCGGAUGAGAAGCAUGAGUUAGUCGAAAAGCUUCAAGGCAUUGGCUAUUGUUGCGGGUUCUGCGGCGAUGGGGCCAACGACUGCGGAGCUUUAAAGGCUGCAGACGUCGGCAUCUCCCUGUCUGAGGCAGAAGCAUCCGUUGCUGCUCCAUUCACCAGCCGAGUUUUUGACAUAACUUGUGUUCCACAAGUUAUACGGGAGGGACGUGCAGCCUUGGUCACAAGCUUCAGCUGCUUCAAGUAUAUGAGUCUCUACUCAGCGAUUCAGUUCACUUCCGUCAGCUUCCUCUACGCUUCGGCUUCCAACCUAGGAGACUUUGAGUUUCUAUUUAUUGAUCUUGCCUUGAUUCUGCCCAUUGCAAUUUUCAUGGGUUGGGCCGGACCCUUCCCAACACUUUCCCGAAAGCGUCCAACAGCCAAUCUUGUAUCGAGGAAAGUCCUGACCCCACUAUUGGGCCAAAUCACCAUUUGUGUGUUGAUACAAGCUAUUACCUUCAUAGCGGUUCGAAAACAACCAUGGUUUAUCCCUCCUCACCUAGAUAAAGAAAAGUCAAAUAUCGAGAACUCGGAGAACACCGCCUUGUUCUCAAUAUCAUGCUAUGAAUAUAUACUGUCAGCGAUAGUUCUAUGUGUUGGGCCUCCGUUCCGCCAGUCGAUGGCUCACAAUCUACCAUUUGUUGUCACCAUUAUUGUAGCUCUGCUCUUCUCUUCAUACAUGCUCUUUGAGCCUCCUGGGUGGCUGUCAAGGUUCAUGCAAUUGACAGAGAUGAGUUGGGACUUCAAAGUUUUCCUCUUAGUAUUGGGAGUUGGCUACUUCGCGCUGGCCUGGAUAUCAGAACACUACAUCUUACCACGGCUUGCAAGAUUCUUGGGCACUCUAAAUGAAUCCAUCACGAAGAAGUCAAAAGUGCGGAAACAGUACAAACUCAUUCUAGAAGAGAUGCAAAGCCUACAAUAA
Molecule: messenger RNA, 3912 nt
Organism: Venustampulla echinocandica
Lineage: Eukaryota; Fungi; Ascomycota; Leotiomycetes; Helotiales; Pleuroascaceae
Product: Cation-transporting ATPase
Exons: 16
Coding region: 1-3912 (1303 amino acids)
Biological process (GO): intracellular calcium ion homeostasis
Cellular component (GO): membrane
Molecular function (GO): ATP binding; ATP hydrolysis activity; ATPase-coupled monoatomic cation transmembrane transporter activity
Source: RefSeq, a predicted model, not a curated record